Molecule: messenger RNA, 336 nt
Organism: Rubroshorea leprosula
Lineage: Eukaryota; Viridiplantae; Streptophyta; Magnoliopsida; Malvales; Dipterocarpaceae
Source: the annotation of a GenBank genome assembly
GUAAACAAGUUGAGCUUAACUGUUUUAGUUUUGAGUACCCUUGGCUUGACUUAUUUACAACCAUCAAUGAAAUCUCCACGAGAGGAAAAAGUCCAUUAUGCAACCUGGAGUAAUUCUUCAACAGUUGAUUCCUCAAGAUUACCUUAGCUUUGUCUCAGGAUCUGUUGCUGAUGAACUGGGUGAUUCUGCAGCAGAGCUCAAGAUGUCCCUUUUUCAGCUUGGAAUCAGUCCUCAGAUAAUAGCAUUGAUUAUUAUGCAGGUGCUCUGUCAUGUUGUUCCAUCUUUCGUAAAGCUGGGGAAGGAAGUAACAUAAAAAAAUAAAAAUGCUAUUAUACA